UUCGGCAGGUUUCUCCUUCCACCGCACAUGUGAUUGAGAAGUGGUUUCAUAGCAAAUGUUCUUCAAGAGUGGGAAAAAGAAAAUGGAAUCAAGAGCUAGUUCGGCGGGCAAUUGAAAAUGGAGGUGGAGGGUGGCAUGGAAUGGGCUGGUUGGGAAAAGGGAAAUGGACCGUGUCUCGUACUUCUGUCGGGUCUGAUGGGUUAUGUAAAUGUUGUGGUGAACAGUUGGCAACCAUUGAUCUCGAUCCCAAGGAAACUGAGAAUUUUGCCCAAUCUGUUGCUUCUAUUGCUGCACAGAGAGAAAAGAAGUCAAAUUUCCAGAAAUUUCAAAAAUGGCUUGACUACUAUGGACCUUUUGAAGCAGUUGUAGAUGGAGCAAAUGUUGGACUUUUGAACCAAAGAAACUUUAAACCAUCCAAGGUCAAUGCCGUUGCAAAUGGAAUUCGACAGAUGUUUCCUUCUAAAAAGUGGCCUCUUAUUAUCUUGCAUAAUAGAAGAGUUAAUGGAGAUAAGUUGCACAAACCAUUUGAAAAAGCACUUAUAGAGAAGUGGAGAACAGCUGAUGCACUCUAUGAAACACCUACUGGUUCAAAUGAUGAUUGGUACUGGUUAUAUGCAGCUAUAAAGUUCAAAUGUUUACUUGUGACAAAUGAUGAAAUGAGAGAUCAUUUGUUUCAAUUACUUGGAAAUGACUUUUUCCCUAAGUGGAAAGAGCGACAUCAGGUGCAUUUUAGUUUCUCUGAAAAAGGCCCACUAUUCCAAAUGCCUCCCCCAUGUUCCGUUGUUAUCCAGGAGUCAGAAAAAGGUCACUGGCACAUUCCAACUGUGUUAGAACUUGGAUUUGAAGAGGAAAGAACCUGGUUGUGUGUUACACGAACUAGCGCACUUGAAGCAAAGAAAAAAUCUCAUAUUCUAUCCAGAGAAUCUAACGUUCGUAGCCGUAAGGAGAAAGAUGUGGUCAAUUCAAGUACUCACAAGAAAACUCAAGCAGAAGUGACACGAACAAAGCGUGGAGAAAAUGACAUUAAUCAAGAAGAAGAGUCUUACUUCAAACUAGAAAGUGUUCUUCAAACAUCAGUAUCUCCUCAGAAGCAUCAUAGCAAGAUUCUUCAGGAACUUUAUACUGCAGAGAUGCUUGGCAAUUGCAUAGUUGAUUUCCAAAUUUAAGCGCGAGGAAUUUAGUGUCAGGUUUUGUUUGGUGGUUGAGUUGAGAAGAAAAUGUGAGCAACCCCUUUUAGUUUUGAAUUGAACUCGUGAUGGGUGAUCACAUGCUUUAUGGGAAUUGAACAAUAUUCUUCAUUUUGUGCUCUACUCAUUUAGUCACAUAAAUUCUUGUUUUUUCAGUGAAAUAAACUUUAUUUGGGACGGCAGGGUUAUGAUAGACUCGAACAAGUAAAGAAUAGAAGAAAACAUUGGUAUUACUA
Messenger RNA from Cuscuta epithymum, 1423 nucleotides. The record is from the annotation of a GenBank genome assembly. NCBI's taxonomy places the organism in Eukaryota, Viridiplantae, Streptophyta, Magnoliopsida, Solanales, Convolvulaceae.